Cataglyphis hispanica is the source of this 3174-nucleotide messenger RNA. Its product is annotated as CCA tRNA nucleotidyltransferase 1, mitochondrial. The transcript is spliced from 3 exons. Bases 202 to 1617 code for a protein of 471 amino acids. The record is from RefSeq and is a predicted model, not a curated record. Gene Ontology annotation, biological process: RNA processing. Gene Ontology annotation, molecular function: RNA binding; nucleotidyltransferase activity. Lineage: Eukaryota; Metazoa; Arthropoda; Insecta; Hymenoptera; Formicidae.
UAUAAAAAUGAAUAGUGUAUAAUAAUAUCUAGUAUACUAAAAAAAUUAGCGGUAAAAAAAUUAAAUUGUAGCACCUCUACACAUAUGCCAUACUGGAUGGUGUAUCAAAAAAAAACCGUUUGAAUUUAUAGAAAUACCACGAGAUGCGGGUGUGUAUGACAACACGUGCAAUUUACGUAUAAAAAUAUAACAUUACGCAUUAUGUUAAGUGUACUAGCUCGGCGAACAACGAAUCUCCUUCGUCGUGAAAUUACAGGAAGAUAUAAAUUGGUAACGAGAACUGUGCAAAAGACUUGGACGAAGGUCGGAAAUAUCGACACGCUGUCGAGGACCGAUCCUGCCAUUAUGAAGUUAGACUGUCCGGAAUUUCAUUCCGUUUUUACACCGGAAUUGCAGACCCUCGCGGAUUUAUUCAAGAAAUAUAAUUACGAAUUACGAAUCGCCGGCGGCGCCGUUCGAGAUAUUCUCAUGGGUAAACAGCCCAAGGAUCUUGAUUUUGCAACCGAUGCUACACCGCAGCAGAUGAAGGAUAUGUUCACGAAGGAGGAGAUCAGAAUGAUAAAUGAGAAAGGGGAGAAGCAUGGAACGAUAACGGCGAGAAUAAAUGACAAGGAGAACUUUGAAAUUACUACCUUGCGAAUCGACGUUCUGACUGAUGGACGGCACGCGCAAGUAGAAUAUACAAAGGAUUGGAAGUUGGAUGCAAAUAGGCGAGAUCUAACUAUUAAUUCCAUGUUUCUUGAUCUGGAUGGCACGUUGUAUGAUUAUUUUUACGGUUACGAGGAUCUGAAGAAAAAACGAGUGGUUUUUGUAGGCGAUGCUAGUCUCAGGAUACGUGAAGAUUAUCUACGAAUCCUCAGGUAUUUCCGUUUCUAUGGAAGAAUAAUGGACAAUCCUGAUAGACACGAUGAGGCUACAAUAAUUGCAAUAAAAGAAAAUAUUGACGGUCUGUCACAAAUAUCCGGUGAGAGAAUCUGGAGCGAGUGGAAUAAAAUACUGAUGGGCAAUUUCGCCUUAGAAUUGACUCUGAAACUGCUCGAAUGCGGCAGCAGCAAAUACAUCGGUCUACCCGAAAAACCUGCCAUAGAAAAUUUUCGAACUGUUUAUCAACGCGCCUCAUCCAAUAACGUAAUUUUGAAGCCCAUAUCCUUAAUUGUGUCGAUGUUGAAAAACGAAGAUGAGGUAAUGACGCUGCACAGUAGAUUGAAACUGUCCAGAUCUGAAAGAGACUUGGCGUUAUUCCUGGUGCAACAUAGGGAGUAUAAGCCCUGUGAGAAACCAUUAAAACCUUAUCAGAAACUGGUCUUCGCUCAGCAAACACACAAAUAUGACGUCUAUCGAGAAUACGUGAAGGAGGUGUUGAGGUAUCGUGGCGCAAUGAAACUUCUAGAUGAAUUUGAACAAUGGAAAAUUCCGAAAUUUCCCAUCAAUGGUUAUAUGAUGAAAGAACGCGUGCCGAACCACAAAUUAUUCAGUCAAGUUUUAAUAGAAUUGAGAAACAUAUGGAUUGAUGAGGACUUUCAGCUCACCAAUGAGCAACUUCUCGAACAUGUACCAAGCAUACUCAAUGAAUUACAAGAAAAAAUGAAAGAUCAAAAGCAUUACAAAAAGACAUGAAAUACAUGUUUUCUAAAUAUUGAAAGAGUUUUACGUGUACCUAUAACAAAACUGUCGUCGUUCUAGAAAUGGAAAUGUAUAGAUUAAUUUGUUACUUUGCAACUCAGUUUUCAAAUAGAUUUGAAAUGUUACAGUUACAGUUAAUAAUUUUUUUUUAAUAUUUUAUGAAAAAAAGAUAAAACAUUUUUUACAUAAAAGACUUUUUUUGUACAAAUUAUCUCAAAUAAAAUAAAAUAUCUGUGUGUGUAUAUAUAUAUAAAAGAAAAUGUUGAAUGAAAUUGAAAACUCAAUACUGUCAAAUAAAAACUUAAUUGCAUUAGCAUUUAUUGGUAUCUGAACAUAUUUCUGAAAAGCAUAAAAAGAAGCUAGAUUAGGCAUUCAAAAAUUUAGGAAUAAAAAUCCUGCAUUUCGUGAUUAUAUAAUUCUACAAGAUGUGCUAUACAACAUUGUAGCAGGUGUAAUAGGUGUAUAAAACGAAAAUUAUAAAGCUGCUAUGAAACAUAUCUUUAAUUUAAACGAUACGAUAAUAGCGCGAUAAUUUGCGUAAUAAAUCGCUAUAUUAUAUAAUAAUAAUAAAUGUAAAAGGCUGUAUAUAAACAUUGUGUAGAUUAAAGUUACACAUUUUGUAUAUCAGGGAGAAACACAUCACACUGUUGGAAAUAGCAAUCGCAUAUAUGAAAUAAACGUAUGCUUUUUUUGCGUUUUUAAAAAGAGUUCUUUGUUAUGACUUACAUUUCCAAGUAUAGCCUGUGAAGUAAUUUAAACGUGUAUCAUAUCUUUACAAGGGAAUAUAUAUGAUGUGAAAAAUGAAGGAAAUAAAAAAGAGAAACUAUAAUGAUACACGUUCGCAUCAGAAACGAAUAAUCUAGAACAAUUAGUAAAAUGCAGUCACGGUAGGAUCACAUAAGAUAAACAAUCUAUCGCUCGGCUGUCAUAUACAAUCAUUUUGACUUGCAUAAAAAUAAUCACUUAUAUGUAUUUUGGCUAUCUUUUAAAUUACAUUUUAGAUCGUUCCUAAACACUCAGAUCUUUACAGACGCAUACACAUUGCUACUGCAUCAAAUGCAAUGAUAUAUAUGUAUAAGAGUACAAUAAUACAACAGCUAUUUAGUUAUCGAUACCCACAUCUUGAUACACGUUUUUAUUCCUUUACACUUUUGUAGUAGACACUUUUUGAUAGCAUUACAUUCUCUCUGUUUCGCUCUUUCUGAUCUCACAGGUGAAUUUAAAAGCGUGUGAUAGCGUUGUUAUUUUUUUCUAUCAUAUAGUAAAGAUUUAAAAGAUUUAGAUUGCAUUUAUUGUCUUAACCCUUCUAGAUGACAUUUGAGUGCAUAUAAUUUGUGCAUCAUCACACAAUCUGCUAGUCAACAAUAUUAUCAAUAUAUAUAUUAUAUCAAUAUAUAAUAUAUUAUCUUGGAAGGGUUAAGAUCUUGAAAGAGUGAGAGAUCAAUUUUGAAAAGAGUGAACAUCUAAAAAUCCAACCCUUUGAAUAUGCAGGUAAGUAGGUGGGUAAAUAAAUUAUUAAGGAAAUAAAAUAUAGAGAAUAAUACAUUUAAA